AUGAAAACCAGCUUUGUGCUCAAGGGUAUCAGUGCCCUCUUGAGCAUCACUGGCGUCGCCGCAGCUCCUGCUACGAACGGUAAAAACGACGAUAAAUCUUGCUCCUCUGGCCCAAAGCCCCGGGUGUCCGUCAAACAGGUCUCCAACUUUUGUGAGACGACACCCGGAGUCAAGUCGUACAGCGGAUACGUCACGCUUCCACCUAGUACAAACUACCCCUUCGAGCAGAAUAUCUUCUUUUGGCUCUUUGAAUCACGCAACCGGCCCAAGUCCGACCCCUUGACUGUCUGGAUCAAUGGCGGGCCCGGCUCCCCCUCGACCGAUCAGGCUCUCGGUAGCAACGGCCCCUGCCGUGUGCAGCCCGACUCGAAGACAACGAAGCUCAACGCCGACUCAUGGAAUAACAAGGCUAAUUUGCUGUACAUCGACCAGCCGGUGCAGACGGGAUUCAGUUACAACAACGUCACGCCCGGCCGCCUGGGUCUGAUCGGUGGAUUCGUGUAUCCUGAAGGCACUUCGGUUCCUGAUUAUGAGACUGUUCUUUUCAAUGGCAGUUUCUCGACCCAGGACCCAAGCCAGACGCUGAACACCACGCAGAGUAUUGCGCGGGUUCUGUGGGACUUCAUGCAGGUCUGGCAGGAAGAGAAAAAACUGAAAGACUUUGUCCGGCCCAGUAUCAACCUCUGGUCACAAUCAUACGGUGGUCACUACGUGCCUGCCAUUGCGACCUACUUUGAAGCGCAGUCCAAACUUGCGACGACCGGCAAGCUGCCGCCCAAUCCACGCAUUUGCUCUCGCGCCAAGUCUAUCCGCAUCGCCACCGUCGGCAUUAUUGCCCCUUUCAUCGACAUUGUCGGUCAAUUUGCUGACCUAGAAUUCGCCUUGAACAAUACCUAUGGCAUCGAGAUCUUUGAUCCAGCUACCGUGGACGACCUGGUCGAGCAGGCCGAGGCUCCUGGUGGCUGCUUCGAUCUGAUCGAUGACUGUCGCAACAUCACCAACAGGCUCGAUCCCGAAGGCUGGGGGAACGCUCCCGAAGUCUACCCAGUCUGCAAUAAUGCCUUCUUCUCGUGCUAUCAACUGAUCGAGAGUCGAUAUGAGGCCACAGGCGUGAGUUGCCAUCUGCUUUCUCCCAACCACUUUCCCAAGAACGAUGCCCAAGCUGACAACACUCCCCAGCGCGAUUCCUUCGACAUCACCCAGCCAGCAGCCGCCCAGUUCCCUCCUCCCUAUGCUUUUGGAUUCCUCAACCGCCAAAACACGCAGUCCCGCCUCGGCGUGCCCGUGAACUAUACCGCAUUCGCACCGAGCAUCCAAUACCCCUUCUUCGCCACGGGCGACUUUCUCCUGUCCGCGCCAUCGAGGGCAAAGGAUGUCGCGACCGGCAAGAAGGCCAUUGGCAACGGGGCCAAGUACGCAACGAGCGGGCCAAAGGACAUUCGGGGCACGCGCACGCCGCUGCCCCCCAAGGCGCCCGUGUUCUGCUACACCGCCAGCACGCCCAUCGUUCGGGGCCAGUGUACAGAUGCGCAGAUUGCGGCGCUGGCGGACGGGACGGCCGUCGUGAAGGAUUUUGUCGUUGUGCAGCCUGCGUGGAGCGGGUAG
This is a messenger RNA of Verticillium dahliae VdLs.17, 1605 nucleotides long. RefSeq names its product carboxypeptidase. The coding region runs from base 1 to 1605 and encodes 534 amino acids. Gene Ontology annotation, biological process: proteolysis. Gene Ontology annotation, cellular component: fungal-type vacuole. Gene Ontology annotation, molecular function: serine-type carboxypeptidase activity. The transcript is spliced from 4 exons. The record is from RefSeq and is a predicted model, not a curated record. Lineage: Eukaryota; Fungi; Ascomycota; Sordariomycetes; Glomerellales; Plectosphaerellaceae.